GGACCGGAAGUCACUCCGUGUAUUAACGGCAGCCUCACGCGGCGGUCGGUGCCAGCCUGCUCCGUUACUCUCGGCUCACGUCGGUGGUUUAACGGCGGACUGUCCGGAGCUCCAGGAACACAUUCAUGGAGGAAACGUGAAGUUUUACCGGAGAGGGACCGGAGGAGGACCGGAGGAGGAGGUGGACUUUUCCCGCGGUGUUUUGGCGUUGCAGCGUGAUGCGUUGGGAUGGAGGAGGCGGAGCACAGCCGCUACGUCGCCCAGCUGAAGGCCGAGUUCGACAGCUGCGACACGACGGCCACCGGCUUCCUGGACCGAGACGAGCUGACGGCGCUCUGCCGAAAACUGCAGCUGGACGCUCACCUGCCGCUGCUGCUGGACACACUGCUGGGAGAACGCACCUACGCCAGGGUGAACUUUGAGGAGUUUAAAGAAGGCUUCGUGGCCGUUCUGUCUCGCUCUCUGGACUUCAGCACAUCAGAGGACGACAGCAGCUACCUGGAGCCAGUUGUUCCAGAGGAGGUGAAGCCGAAGUUCGUGAAGGGAACGAAGCGUUACGGCCGUCGCUCCCGUCCCGACAGCAAGCCCGAUGCUGCAGACUCGGAGGACUCGCCGCCAUCCAGAACCGAGGCCACGGACUCGUCCCCGGCCGGCGUCCGCAGGGCCAAACUGAGACGCUCGACGUCUCUGGAGAGUGUUGAGAGCCUGAAGUCUGAUGAAGAAGCAGGAAGUCCGAAGGAGAACAUCCAGCCAGACUUUCAGUCUAAAGGUUCUCAGCAGGAGGAAGUGGGGCUGGGGGUUGUCGUUGGAGGAGGAGGAGGAGGAGGCGGAGGCGUCCUGACGGCGGUGUGUGAUCACCUGGGCCUGCAGCAGCUCAACACAGAGGAGCUGGACGUGCUGCUCAGGAAGUUGGACGCCGACCUGGACGGCCGAGUCAGCAUCAGGGACUUCCAGAAGGUUCUGCGUGGCUCCGCCCCCAUCUCCUGCUCCACCCCUGUGCGAUCAGCUGACCCGCAGAGGGCGCCACACAGGUCUCAGGCGGUGUUAGAGGAGCGCUCGGCUCGCUCCACCUCGCCCUCCCUGCUGACGGCCACGGUGGGUCAGAGAGUCCUCAGCCGGCUGGACGAAGGCUCAGGAUGCACCAGCCCCGAGCAGGUCAUCGCCCUCUGGACCGAGGAGGGCAUCAGGAACAGCCGGGACAUCCUGCAGACUCUGGACUUCCCUCUGGAGGAGCGUCUCAGUCUGGCAGACCUGACUCUGGCUCUGGACAACGAGCUGCUGGUCAGCGGGAAUGGCAUCCACCAGGCGGCGCUCAUCUCCUACAAGAACGAGAUCCAGCACCUGCAGGUGGUGGCGGAGCAGGCCUGCAGGGAGCGGGACAAGGUGAAGGCAGACCUGGAUCAGGCUGAUCAGAGGAACCUGCAGCUGGUCAGAGAGGUGGACGACCGCCACGCCAGCAUAGAGACGCUCAACCAGAGCAGGAUCAGGGACCUGGAGCAGGACUUCCGCGAUAGGCUGACGGCUCUGCGCAGCCAGUCGGAGCAGGAGAGCGAGGCUCUGCUGCAGCAGGCGGAGAGAGAGCGCAGCACGCUGCAGGACGAGCUGCAGCUGCUCAGAGCGCAGGAGGCGGAGCUGCAGGAGGAGCUCUGCAGCGCCACACAGGAGAACAGUCGUCUGGAGGACGAGCUGAGUGUUGUGAAGCUGAAGCUGACUGAAGCAGAAAGCUCAGUGAACAAACUGCAGAGAGACCUGGACCAGCUGCUGCACGACAAGUUUGGCAGCUUGGACCCGGCAGGCGGCGGUCUGAGUCACGAGGAGCGAUUCUUCGAAAUCAUCAAAGAUUACGAGCUGCAGUGCCGGGAGCUGCGGGACAGAAACGAUGAGCUGAGCUCAGAGUUGGAGCUGCUGAGUCAGAGGAGCGACAGGAAGUCCAGACGAUCUGCAGGAAACGACGCCGCCGCUCUGAGCUGGACCGAACAACGCUCCGUCAGCGCCGAGUCCGACUCUGACGAGUCGGACAUGAAGCGCAGCUCGUCUCCUCUCGUCAGGAAGAAACUGCAGCCGGCAAAUAAAACCGCUCUGCGCUCCCUGGACAGCGUCUCCGGUCCGGCUGUCAGUAUUCAGACUGAGCUGGCUCUGGAGCAGCUGAAGCAGAAACACAACCAGGAGCUGCAGCAGCUGCACAUCCAGCUGGAGACGCAGGUGAACUACUACGAGCGCAGCCUGGACCUGAUGAGACAGAGCAUGGAGGUGGAACGCAAAGACAUCUCUCAGGCCUUCAAGAUGGAGAUCAGCGAGCUGGAGGAGCAGAAAGCUCAGGCGGAGCAGCAGGUGAAGCAGCUGAAGGAGGCUCUGGACAAACUGCAGACUCAGACCCAACAUGGAGGAGGAGGAGGAGGAGGAGGGUGGAGCAACGAGCAGGAGCGCAGGAUGCAGCGGGAGCGGGCGGAGCUGGAGCAGAACUUUGCCAGAGAGAUCAGCAACCUGGUCCAGAGACUGAGUGCCGAGAAGGAUCAGCUGGAGGCCGAGCUGAAGCUGAAGAUGGACCAGGAAGUGAUGCUGGUCAGGGAGGAAGCAGAGCAGCAGCUCUCUCAGAUGAAGCUGCAGCACACUGAAGGUCAGCGCCGCCUCCUCCACCAGCUUCAGUGGGAGCGCCAGUGGCUGCAGGAGCAGAGAGGAUUCUGGGAGAACCGGCUCGUCCAAUCGGAGCAGGAGAAGCUGCGGUGCGAGGAGAGGGCCGGGGAGGAGCAGGCCAGGAUCUGCGGUCAGUUCUCCUCAGAGAAGAAGAAGAUGGAGGAGCAGCACGAGGAGCAGGUCUCCAGUUUACAGGAAGUCGUAAAGAACUCCUAUCUGCAGAUCAGCCAAUCGGAGGCCAGUUUAGAGGAGUUCAGAGAGCGCUGCGGUCAGUUAGAGGACGAUCUUCAAGCUUCUCGGGGGCGUUGCUCUGAGCUGGAAGCCAGACUGGAGGAGGCCUGCACCCAGCUGGAGGAGAGCAUCGCCUUCCUGGAGUCUCAGGAGGUUUUAAAUACACGCCUCGCUUCAGAGAAGCGCUCCGUGGAGGAGGAGCUGCAGCUGGUGAAGACCAGGGAGGAGCAGCUCCUGGUUCAGGUGACCCAGCUGAAAGAGGAGCUGGGAAACCUCCGGGCUGCGUCCGACAGCAUCCUGCAGGACCGGGAGGUGGUGGCUGAUAACUGCAGCCGCCUCUCGAACGCUUUCACCCAGCAGCAGGCGCAGCUCCGAGCCAGAGAGCAGACUGUCAGCGCCCUGCGGUCAGAGCUGGAGAGUCUGCAGGAGGCCAUGAGGAACAAAGCUGAGUGUCUCUCCAAACUGACCGCUGAGCUGGACUCGCUGAAGACGGACCGCGACAGGCUGAUCCAGGACCUGAAGGACCAGGCCAUGGCUGUGGACAACCUGCAGCUGGAGUUGGACAGCGUCUCUGAGGAGUUAGAUAGGAGGAGGAGUGCUGAGGAGAGUCUGCAGGAGGCUCUGAAGCAAGAGCAGACCAGGACCUUGCAGCUCCGGUCCAGUCUGGAUGAGGAGAGGGAGGAGGUUUGUCGUCUGAGCCAGGAGAACGGGAGCUACACGCGGCUGGCUGACCAGCUCUCCACCCAGAUCGUAGAGAUGGAGGAGGAAAUCUCCACGCUCAGAGACCAUCUCAGAGAGCUCAGCUCCCAGCUCAACGGGACUGCAGACCUGGUCCUGGACCUCAGGAGGCAGCUUAACUCCAAAACCAGCGAGGUGGAUCGGCUUCGGGCCGAGGUGGCGGAGGGAGCUGAUCUCUUAUGGCAAGCCAAGUCCUCCUCUGAGAAGCGUCACAGCGACGUUCAACAGCUGACCAACCGGCUGGAAGCAAAGCACGGAGAGCUGGACCUGGCCAAACAGCAGGUCCUCCAGCUGCAGCAGGUCCUGCAGGACUCCCAGAACCAGCUGAGGACGGCGGAGGACGACUUUGAACAGGAGAAGAUGAAGAUGAUGCAGCAGCUGAUGGAGCUGGAGACGCUGGUCCUGGCCCUGGAGGAGGUGAUGGACCCGGCCAGUCCACACAGGACUCAGCUAGAGGAGGUUCGAUCAGAGAACGGAGCUCUUCUGGAACGACUGACCGUCCUGCAGCAGGAAGUCCAGAACCUGGAGGACGAUGUCGCCAAGAAGAGGAGGAAACUGGAGGAGAUGGAGAGAGAGCACGAGAAGAGCAGAGAAGAAGAGGAGAGGCUGCACAAAGAGAACUCCAGAUAUCGUGAGGAGGUUCUGGGUCUGAGCAGCAGGAACCUGCAGCUCAGCAACGACAACGCCGAGCUGAGCGCCCGUCUCCGUGGAGACCAGGAGUCGGUCCGGAUGCUGCAGGAGCGCCUGGAGAUGGUCUCCAAGGAGCGGGAGGACGAGGGAACUACGGUGCGGCGGCUGCAGGAGGCGGCGGUGCAGCAGCAGGAGGUCUGGACGCAGGAGAGACAGCUGCUGGAGAGAGAGCUCAACUCCUACAAGGAGAAGCUGGGCCGUCUGUCGGAGCUGGAGGCGGAGCUCAGCAGUGCGACUCUGAAGCUGCAGCGGUCGGAGGAGGACAAGGCCGAACUGCUGAGAGAAGCUGACGACCGAAACAAUAAGGUGGAGAAGCUGCAGCAGGCGGCGCUCUCUCUGGAGUCGGAGGCCGAGCUGCUUCGCUCUCAGCUCCACGCCGUCAGUCAGGAGAAACUCGGCCGCGCCCAGGAAGCGAGCGAGCUGCGGAGGAAGCUGCGGGACGCUCAGAACAAGGUGGAGGAGCUGGAGACCAGCGUCAGGAAGCUGAUGAGGGAGCAAGAGGAGCUCCGUCAGGCUCUGGAGGAGCAGGAUGAGCGGGCCUCCAUCACUCUGCAGGAGGAGACCCACAGACUGAGAGUCCAGAACCAGGAGCUCCAACACAAGCUGUCGGAGCUGCAGGUCCAGGGUCUGGAGGUCCAGAAACUGACCCAGGAGCAGCAGAACCUGAAGACCAAACUGAACGAGCUGGCGACGGCACGGACGCAGGCUCAGGACCAGGCGGCGCGGGCCGACGCGGCGCUCAGCCUGGUUCAGGCGCAGCACGUCAGGCAGCUGCAGGAGCUGCAGGAGCGGGCGGGGGGCGGCUGCAGGGAGCAGGUGGAGCUGCUGCAGGCCCGGCUGGUGGAGGAGCAGAGCAGGAGUCAGCAGCUGGAGGAGACGCUGAGGCUUCAGGCCCAGCAGAGCAGCUCCCAGAUCAGCACGAAGCAGGAUCAGUACGAGAAGGCGAUGUCCGCCCUGCAGCAGAGGACCGAGGAGCUGGAGACCAAACUGAAGGGAGUCCGGACGGUUCUGCAGGAGAAAGUCCAGCAGCUCAAAGAACAGCUGGCGAAGAGCACAAAGUCCAGCGUGUUGCUGAAGGAUCUGUACGUGGAGAACUCGCAGCUGAUGAAAGCUCUGCAGGUCACCGAGCAGCGGCAGAAAAACGCAGAGAAGAAGAACUUCCUGUUGGAGGAGAAAGUCAACGCGCUCAACAAACUGCUGAGAGAGAUCGUCCCCGCGGCGCUCGCCACGUAGCCGCCGAACGACCAACGCCUCAGAACUGUGACGCAGCUUCAGCUGGUCUGAGAUCAGUUUCAGUAAAGCAGCUUCAACAUGGAGACGUCCAGCAUGUGUUAGCCUAGCUUAGCACAAAGACUGGAAGCAGGGGGAAAGUGUUAGCCUAGCUCCUAGUCUGGAGUGAAACAGCUGCAGGCAGCAGACUCUACCUGCACUCAGACAGGCUGAUGUUGCUCGGUGACACAUUUGCUUAAUUAUCUGGUUACAGGUGAGAACGGUGACGUGUGUCGCAGACGAAGGUUUGAUUAGAUCUAUUUAUGGAUGAACAGCAUAACGUGAGAACCAGACGGACACAACACACGUCACAUGAGAUUAAAGACUCUUAAAAACCAAAAUCACAUCAUUACUCUCCGGUGAUUAAUAAAACGAACGACGUCCGACUGGCGGUGGGAUUGUUCCUGCUGGCUCGCUGGUUUACUGGGACACCUGAACGCCAUCGUUAACGUUCUCAGUAACACAAAGGUGUGUCAGUAACCCGUCACCUGACUCUGUGUCCGUGUGAGGAUCCAGGCAGACGUCCAGUGUGGUGCAAACAGAGCCAUGUGGGUGCUGGUUUGAGCUACAUCUAUAUAUCUAAAGGUAAACCCGGGAUUCCUGUCUGACUGCCGACUACUGUCGUCUUCUCAGCCAAUCGGAGCAGAGUAGAAAUCAAACACUGUGAGUCCUGUUGGAUUUAUUAAUAUGUGAGGAUAAAGUUCAGGCCAGCAGAUGGAUGCUGAGAUAAAACUUUUAACAAUCACGGAGGAAUCGUACAACAUUGUACUAUUUUUAGUCUUUUUAUUUAGCUGAUGACAAUUAAAUGGUGCAUGACAUCACUUACAAGUUUAACAUUAUAAAUUCUCUUAUUUUUAUCCUGCAGAUUUACGUCAAAGUUUCCCUAAAAUACGACUCAGAUUUUUUUAAAUUUGUGUGUAUGAGCCUCUGGGGCCUCCGUAGUUUCCUGUGCCUUUGCUCUGAUAGUUUACUUCACAGUGGCGUCAAAAGUUCAUGACUUUCUCAAAAUCCUAACAAGCCUCACUGCCAGCAGACGUCUCGGCAUCAUGUUGGGAUUUCCACCAAACUACAUUUAAAUUAUCAUGAAUUUUAUGUCAAUGGUUUAAGUUGCCUGAGGAAAUAAAAUCUCACUGUGUCCCUGUGAAAUAAAUAACCAGUCAACAGGUGAGAUGUUGAUGUAUAGUUUGACUCGCAGGUAAAGGUCAGGGUCUGUGUGUGUGUGUGUGUGUGUGUGUGUGUGUGUGUGUGUGUGUGUGUGUGUGGGGGCGUGGCCUGUUUAGAUGAGUCAUCGCCAGCCUAACCUGUAACAACUUCUAUUCAACAGGUGAAUGUUUCUGUCUGUUCUCCCCAAAGCUGCUUUACAGAAACUGAACUUUUGUUUCUUCUAGAAAGACGAAGGAAAACCAGUCUGACACACACACACAGACACACACACACACACACACACACACACCUGUACACCUGUACACCUGUACACCUGUAUGUAAAGCAGGACGGCACUAGUCUGAAGUAUUUGAGCCAUGAGGGUAUUAUGUUUUAUAUAUAUAUUUUUUAGUAUUUUGGUGAAUGUGGAGUCGGAGUGUCUGCAGGCAGCUGCUGUCCUGAUCACAUGUUCAGGUAGUCUGUAGGUUUUCCCUCAGAGUGAGACCUCCUGCUCUGAUUUACUGUCCUUCCUGUUCAGGUACAACAAACCAAACCCCACCUGUCUGUGGACCAAAGUGUGAGACAGACAGACGUCAUCAUUGUAUGCUGAUACUGUAACGUGAUCCCACAUUAAAUUAUCUGUUUUUAAAAGA
Molecule: messenger RNA, 7358 nt
Organism: Siniperca chuatsi (mandarin fish)
Lineage: Eukaryota; Metazoa; Chordata; Actinopteri; Centrarchiformes; Sinipercidae
Gene: ninl
Product: ninein-like
Exons: 31
Coding region: 229-5526 (1765 amino acids)
Biological process (GO): microtubule anchoring at centrosome
Cellular component (GO): centrosome
Molecular function (GO): calcium ion binding
Source: RefSeq, a predicted model, not a curated record